Mesocestoides corti is the source of this 4692-nucleotide messenger RNA. Lineage: Eukaryota; Metazoa; Platyhelminthes; Cestoda; Cyclophyllidea; Mesocestoididae. The record is from the annotation of a GenBank genome assembly.
AUGAUUGAAGAAGACUAUUUUGACAUCAUUUGGGAUUGUUCAAUAAGCUGUCCUGAGGCCUCUAUUCAGCCAUCGAAAUGGGGUGAUGCUUUUCAGUUGUGUACGUUUUCUGAUGCGGUCGCUGCUUUAUGCAAAAUUGAGUUAAGUACGGACCACGAUCUUUCCGCGGCAAAGUAUGCACGAGAAUUGUUUCUCCAAAGUAUUUCGCCCACGAAGGAACAACCAGUUGUAUCGAACUACGAUUACUUGAUGUAUAUCAAUCGACUUGCCGGUAGGGUAGCUGGUGAUCCCACCGCUUGCGCGAUCUUACCUUGGGUAACUGAUUUCUCUGCACCUGACGGCGGCAAUUUUCGUGAUCUGACCAAAACGAAAUUCCGUCUGACUAAGGGCGAGCAUCAACUUGACGCCACAUAUGGCAGCGGAAAGCGGGAAUGGCGCUGUCCCGGUGAAAUUCACGCGGUCGACUUACCCACAUCAGUUACUUUGCCUUCACCGUCAACAUCGUUAUUGGAAGAGAAAAUAAAUUUGUGUAGCAAAGACAGGAGUGUUUUACGUGGGGAACAAUUUUUGCCCCACCAUCUUCUUGAUAUGAUGCCAAAUCUUGCCUACUAUACCUAUAAGGCUCGACAGACCUCCGUAGAAACAUUGCAGCGUCAUGUUCGGCCUGUCUACCGCCCCGAGGAAUUCCCCACCAGCCUUCAGCGCCUUUGCGCAACUACACCAGAAGAAUGUAUUCCAGAAUUUUUCACCGAUCCCACUAUCUUCACCUCUAUUCAUCCUGAUAUGCCUGAUCUUCAAUUGCCUGAGUGGUUUUCUGGUUCGGCAACCGAAUUCCUUGACUACCACCGACGUCUUUUAGAGUGUGACACCGUCUCCGCAAAUCUUCACCACUGGAUCGAUCUUACCUUCGGUUAUAAACUCCUUGGUGAGGCGGCUGUCGAAGCAAAGAAUGUUCAUCUCGAGUUGGUUUCACCGAAACCACCGUCCAACAGUAGAGUAACAUGUCUUUUUUCGGCACCGCACCCACGGCGCGCAAUGAGUGCUGAUGACUUAAUCGAAGCCUACGAGGAAGCAGCCGAAUUUUUUGUAAAAAUGUGUUCUUCGCGACCUCCGGAGUUUAAAAAGGUUAAACAGAUAACAUCGCAGUCCUCAAUCGAUGUUCUUUUAAAGAGAGACUUGGAGGAUCUGGGGUGCUUGAUUAUUGAAGCAGCUAUUGGAAGUGCUGUUCCAGGUGUAAUACCUAAUCUGGGAAAUGCUAGAGGACCUGGCCGUUUGGAUCAUGCCCGACACCUAUUUACGACCUACAAUUCUCUACUCCCAAGUGGUCUUACGAAAGCCGUCAAGCUAUUACUUUCCGACUCUCCUUGGGAUUUGCCAAUAAGUCUACUUCGUCGAUGUGUUUUUGAUUUUCCUCUACCGAUAAUCGAUCUGUAUCGCACACUUAUCGGGCUGCGUGGAUGUGAGUCGAGGCUGAACCAGCUGCACUUUGACGACGGUCCAUCGCCUGGCACUCUAUUAAGUGUGUUCCUUUCAGAAAAAGCAACACCUCACAGGCUUGACUGUCCAUUAGGUGUUCUACAUCUUCUGACCUCCAUGCUAGAAAGGUCCAUCGGUGCUUCUCCCUCGUGUGCCAUUGAUGGGCUUGUAUCUAGGCGGCUUGUGCAACUUUAUUUGGCUGUUGGCGGGAAAGUGGCGGUAGAACAAGCCAUCCUACCUCUGGUGCAGCGCCUCUUUAAGCUGUCUGCUCUUUCCCAAGCAUCAAAUCGAAUCUGCUCUAGGCGCUUCAUUCGCGACUGUUUGCUGUCCGUCAGAUUACCAGUUUUCCUCUCCACGGUACCUGAUCUCCUGGCUAUGAGUCUAAUUUCUCCCUGCAGUUCUUCCGUCAACGUAGCCCCUCCCGAGGCCCAUGAAGUUCCGCUUGCUGACUGUUCUCAGACCACCAUGGAUUUUUUUAGAGCCUUUCUACCAGACCUCGAAGAUGGAGAAAACGCCAGUACUAGUGUCCCGCCAGUUGCUGCUGCUCAGAACAGCCUCCUGUGGCUUGCCACAACCCUAGGCCCCCUUAUCACCGGUGAGCAUCUUAUCCCCUCUCUUUUAAGUGCUCUGGCAAUGAGUUAUAAUGGGGAGGAACAGUUAACCGUCGUUACCAUUGGGGAGACAGCCACACGUUUAAAUUACCGCAUCCCGAAAUGCCCUCUCCCUAUGCCUGUUUACACUUCGGGCAAGGUGCUUCGUGGCGACACUAUGGUCACUGGCAUUCUACGCUGCCUGGAGCGCCUGGCAUGUCUUUAUGGUGUGGAGAUCAUUAUUCGUCUCUACAUACCUGCAGUAGAACGAGCCGUUACUACUGCAUUAUCAACGCUUCGGACCGGUGCGAAUCGCACCCUCUCCGCUCAAUCCUGGGAUACGGAUUGUGAGGCUCGCCUCAUCUCGUCACUUGUCUUCCUCCAACAGUUUAUUACCUACUUGCCUGCUCGUUAUCUCAUGGACUACCUUCAGGAGCCGAUUCUUUCUGUCUGCCUGACAGGCGCCUUGACUACGGCUGGCCGAGUAGACAUGUGUUUCCCGAGCGGAAUUCGUGGCCGAUUGGCUCUGCUCUACAAGGUUAUAGAUUGUGUCUACGUCUUGGGAAUCCGGUUGGGCUUCGAGAUAAUGCGCAGUCAGAUGACUGAACUAAUUCAACUUCUGUUUGCGUUGUUUGAUCGGUCGAUUGCAACGGGCAUGUCCGAUACCUUUGAAGAUGCAAAGGAACCCGUAGAUGCGCCCGUCUGUUUCUUCUCACCAGAAUCGGAUGAGGACUCGGUAAACACAGUGACCGAACCGGCACCUGAGCCAAAUCAAUAUGCACGAUCUCCCCCCAAACAACACCAGACUCCCUUAUUUGUCGUAAAACUGGACCGCCACACGUCGUCUGUGACCGUCGCCAAGGAGAAGCAGCAAGAGCCUCUUCCCUUGUCCCCUUGUCUCUCGAGUUCCCUCACUGAGCCCGCCUUGACCCUCACCUCUGCCGACAACGAGUCGUCCUCAAAGGGUGGGGCAGCGUCGCGCCAACAGAGACCCGCAGUUCUGGAUGAACUACAAGCUACCUUCACUCCUGAGCUCGCCCACAUGGCAUACCUACCACUCUGUCGCUUGACGGGUGGGAGUCAUAUUGAAUCCAGUCUUUACAAUAUUGAACUAAUUCGCAACUUGGUUACGCAGCACGAAAAGUACUUAAAUGACCGUGAGAACAGUGAUGCAGCCUCAACCCUACUUCAGCCGUCUGAUGGAAGGUCGAAAGUCACAAUCAACACCGAAUAUGAAGCCAAACUGGCGGCCAGUUCGUCUGUGAGCAAACCUUCAAUGACACAUCUUCACGGUGAUUGGAUCGAAUAUUUCCGCGUAAAAGUUGAGUCCUCAUCUUCAUCCUUAGGAAACUGUCCAUCCUCUUCCCAGCGCCCCCUCCUUUUCCAUGGCAAGCGCUUAGUGACCUUUGCAGGUCACAGCGGAUCGGUGAGGUGCAUAACCACACUCCCGAACGAGAGCAGUUUCGUCACGGCAAGUAGCGAUCGUUCUGUGCAGCUGUAUUCCAUGACGACAGCUCGGAGUCAAGUGGCUGCUUCCUCGAGAAGGCGUUCUUCGGAGAGCGGUGGAAAUUCACACCGACCGCCGACAGCUCCAUCUACGGUCACUCCUCCGAACUUUGUAUUUACUGAACAUCGGCGACCCGUCUUUGCUGCUACUUACUUGAAUUUUGAGCGCUUAGUAGCCUCGACUGAUGGGUCUCUUAUUCUCUGGGACCCAGCGACCGGUCAAAAGGUGUCUGUAUUUUUAACGUCGGGCGGCGUUGGAGACAAUGGCAAUCCUUCGGGAGCGUGUGUCUACCGUGGUUCUUGUGCUCUCCCCGCUCCCCUUUCCUCGAUUUGUGGUGCUCCUGCUUUUAGGAGUACCAUUGUUGCUGGAGAUGAGGCUGGUUUCUUGUUGGUCAUUGAUCCACGUGUUGGCGCAGGCGCAGUGGCCGCGGUUCUACGACUCAACGCAGCAAUCGGCUGUUCUACCGACCCCUGUCCUGCAAUGGGCCGCAGUGCACUCGUCAUCAAAGACUACAGACUGGAUCAGCUUACUGGGGAAUCCUCAGUGACUUCGCCAGGUGCUCUACGCUGCCUCUCGCCACGAGUGGAGGAUAAUAACUCCGUGUUGUGUGGCUUCUCCACGGGCCUCGUGUCCCAAGUUGAUAUUCGUUCUGGGGGCGUGGUCGCCACCUGGAGGGGCCACACAGAUUCUGUUUCUCAGAUCUUCAGCCACACAUCGGGUUGGUUUUCCUCGACCUCUGCAGAUCGUAGUGUGGCUUUUUGGCGUCUUUGUCCAAGUGCCAAAUUUGUCACAUGCAAUCGCACAAGUCAGCACCUUUCAUGUCCCCAGUCUGCUAUGACGGGUAUCACUUGUGCAGAACUCGACUACAACGAUACCUUGUUAGUCGCUGGUCCUGUGCAAUCGCCCUCGGAUUCCUCUCCUGUGGUUGUCUCUGGUGGCCUCUCCAAAUGUCUCUUUGGUUGCUAUGACAACCCCAGUGAUGAUGACACUGACCUCACAUUCCGAUUAGGCGGCAUCAUCGGCCUUGGGGGCGGCCAAUUAUCAGCGCUUGCGGUACUGCCAUACACGGGUUGUCUUAUCGCUGGAACAACUUCAGGACUGCUCAAUCUCUUCUACUAA